Messenger RNA from Effrenium voratum, 1725 nucleotides. Lineage: Eukaryota; Dinophyceae; Suessiales; Symbiodiniaceae. The record is from the annotation of a GenBank genome assembly.
AUGGCGCGUGCGGGUUCCGAUAGUGGCGCCGACUUUUCCUACGAGGAGGAGGUUGCCAGGGAGAGAGUUGAGGAUGGUGCCCCUUUGGCCAUGCCAAAGCCACAUCCGUCACCUUCAGUAUCACCCUCAGUAUCACCCUCAGUAUCACCCUCUGCAUCACAGAAGGAGACUGGCGUCGAAGUUCAGCAGAAGGUUGCGAAGUGGAUGUCCAAGAUGGUUGCCACUCGGGCUGACAUUGUACGAGCGGUGCCCACACACCGUGCCCUGCAGCAGCUGGGUUACAUCUUUUGGACGCGUCAUGUCAAGCCAGAGUGGUAUGACUUGAGCCACGUCGCAGAUAGCAUCGGCGAGUUCUGGUCCCACAGUUGGCAGCUGACUCCAUGGUUCAAGAUCCUGACGCUUCUCUUCUUCAAGAACGGGAUCCCUGCCGUCAUUGCUGGUGUCCUUGCAGCAGGGGUUGCCUGCAUCCUGUGCGUGCUUCGAGUGUUGCCGGUGGGUCCGGCGGCGGAGCAGAACGUGCAUUCCGCAGGAAGCACGCUUUGGUGCACAUGCCUCGGAUGGGGAUUUUACAUCCUGGUCCUGUUGGGGUGGCGUCCUCGGAGGACCAUUUUCCUGGAUCGCAUCUGCAUUCACCAGUCCGAUCCUGACUUGAUGCAGGAAGGGCUUCUGAGCGUCGGCGCUUUUCUCAGGAUGUCUGAUAAGAUGCUGGUUCUGUGGGAUAAAACCUAUGUGCACAGGCUUUGGUGCAUGCUCGAAGUUGCGGCCUUUCUGAAGAGUCGAGAGCACGGCGACCUGCCCAGCAUGACCAUUGUGCCAACUCACUUGGGCCCCUUCUGCUUCGUCUUGAACCUUUCUGUGGGCAUUGUGUACGUUGCUGCCUGGAUCUUUCUGAUGCGUGGCAUUUAUGCAUGGACUUUGCUCGUGAUUUUGCCGCUAUUUAUGAUACCCACUGGGCAUUUUUUGAUAUCAAACGCUCGGGAAUAUGUGCGGGACGUGCAAGCCAUGCGAGAGCAGCUUGCAACAUUCUCACUGGUGGACGCGCGCUGCUCUUGUUGUGAUAAAAACCAUAUUACUCGGAGUGGCAAGCGUAUCAUAUGUGACCGAGUAGUUAUCGAGCAGUGCAUCGUGGAAUGGUUCGAAAGCAAGGACGACUUCAAUGAAGCAGUCCGCCUCACGGUGCUACCCGCAUUUGCGAAACGUUUCGGGCAGAAUGAAAUUCCUUUGUGGAUUUUUCUCAUUGCAACCGCCCCAACAUGUUGGAUACUUUUGGAUGUGGUUGCUGGUUAUGCUGUUGCCGAGCAAGAACUGGGCGAAGGGAGUUCCUCUCGGUGGUGGCUUCUCCUUUGCUGCGGCAUGUGGCUGGGCACUCAAUCCGCAGGCUGUUCCUGGGUCCUAUUCCUAAGCCGGAAGCUCAGCAAGGAUCGCGGACGAGUGCUGGGAUUCGGGGUGAACAUGCUGAUUUUGGCCUCCGUGGUCCCUGUGCUGUGUGGUGGGGUUGCACUUCAUCUUUUAACGGCAGAGGAGUAUGCAGGCUCAUUGUCGCCCUGGCUGGGCAUCGCCUCUGCCACUUUUCAGAUUUUGAUCGGAUUUGUGGCCUGGCAAGGCUGCGCGCGCAGAUGCUCUUCGGAGUGUAAGCCUUGUCAAAGCAUUGCACUGGCUAAACUUAAGUUUAGCGGGUUUCACUGGCCCACUGGCCCAAAGGCCGAAGAGUUGGGGAUCUUUUGA